Molecule: messenger RNA, 593 nt
Organism: Leptopilina heterotoma
Lineage: Eukaryota; Metazoa; Arthropoda; Insecta; Hymenoptera; Figitidae
Exons: 8
Coding region: 194-562 (122 amino acids)
Source: RefSeq, a predicted model, not a curated record
UGUGAGAACGUUGAGGGUGCAUUGUUGGAAUCAACGACAGCGAAAUAGUUGAAAUGGAAGCUGGCUGUGAGAACGUUGAAGGUGCAUUGUUGGAAUCAACGACAGCGACCACCAAAGAAAUAGUUGAAAUGGAAGCUGGCUGUGAGAACGUUGAGAGUGCAUUGUUAGAAUCAACGACAGCGAAAUAGUUAAAAUGGAAGCUGGCUGUGAGAACGUUGAGGGUGCAUUGUUGGAAUCAACGACAGCGACGACCAAAGAAAUAGUUGAAAUGGAAGCUGGCUGUGAGAACGUUGAGAGUGCAUUGUUAGAAUCAACGACAGCGACCACCAAAGAAAUAGUUGAAAUGGAAGCUGGCUGUGAGAACGUUGAGGGUGUAUUGUUGGAAUCAACGACAGCGACCACCAAAGAAAUAGUUGAAAUGGAAGCUGGCUGUGAGAACGUUAAAGGUGCAUUGUUGGAAUCAACGACAGCGACCACCAAAGAAAUAGUUGAAAUGGAAGCUGGCUGUGAGAACGUUAAAGGUGCAUUGUUGGAAUCAACGACAGCGGUAAGUUUUUUCUGAUAAUUUUUAAUAAUAAGUAGUAAAAUUAACA